This is a messenger RNA of Pimephales promelas (fathead minnow), 1579 nucleotides long. RefSeq names its product dihydroorotate dehydrogenase (gene dhodh). The record is from RefSeq and is a predicted model, not a curated record. Gene Ontology annotation, biological process: pyrimidine ribonucleotide biosynthetic process; 'de novo' pyrimidine nucleobase biosynthetic process. Gene Ontology annotation, cellular component: cytoplasm; mitochondrial inner membrane. Lineage: Eukaryota; Metazoa; Chordata; Actinopteri; Cypriniformes; Leuciscidae. Gene Ontology annotation, molecular function: dihydroorotate dehydrogenase activity.
UUUCGUCCCGGAAGUGACUCUCGAAGCUCUGCACGUUGUUUGGAUUGACUGUCAUGCAACACUCAUGGCGGGACGACUGAAGAAACAAGCGAAAGAUGCCUUGAGGAUCAUCGGAUGUGGCAGUGGCGUGUUCCUGGGGUUCCUUACGGCCUCGGGAGACGAGCGCUUCUACGCCAACGCUCUCAUGCCAGCGUUGCAGAGGAUUGUGGGAGCAGAGACGGCUCAUGUUAUGGCUGUCCGCUUGAUUGGACUUGGACUUGUGCCUCUCAACAACUACAAGGAUCCAGCCUCACUGGAAGUGCAUGUGAUGGGUCGAAAGUUCCAGAACCCAGUUGGGAUAGCUGCCGGCUUUGACAAGCACGGCGAGGCCGUGGAUGGCCUCUAUAGACUGGGCUUUGGGUUCGUGGAGGUGGGGACCGUCACCCCAAAGCCUCAGGACGGAAACCCCAAGCCCCGUGUGUUCAGACUGGAGUCAGACCAGGCGGUCAUUAACAGAUAUGGAUUCAAUAGUUGUGGCCUUUCUGUGGUGCAAGAAAGGUUGAAAGCCAGAAAGCAUGUGCAGUCCGAACUAACAAAAGCAGGAAAACCUCUUGGUGUGAAUCUGGGGAAGAACAAGCUUUCCGCGGAUGCGGUGUCAGAUUAUGUGGAGGGUGUGCGGACACUGGGUCCUCUCGCUGACUAUCUGGUAGUGAAUGUGAGCAGUCCCAACACUCCCGGCCUGAGAGCCCUACAGGGCAAGGAAGAACUGCGCCACCUUCUGGACGAGGUGAUUAAAGAACGUGAUUCUUUGCGGACGGAGAAGCGACUUCCUGUAGUCGUGAAAAUCGCUCCUGAUCUCUCCACGCAGGACAAGCGAGACAUCGCUGAGGUCAUCAUGGAGGUUGGCGUUGAUGGUUUAAUGGUUUCCAACACCACUAUUUCCAGACCAGAUACUCUUAAAGACCCUAAAAAACAUGAAGUAGGAGGACUCAGUGGUCAGCCUCUGAAGAAGCUGUCUACUCAAACAGUGCGAGAGAUGUACACACUGACUCAAGGGAAGAUGCCGAUUGUUGGCGUGGGAGGAGUGGCCAGCGGACGGGACGCGCUCGAUAAGAUCCUCGCGGGAGCUUCUCUCGUGCAGCUCUACACGGCUCUCGUGUUCCAGGGUCCGCCGGUCGUCAACAAAAUCAAGAGAGAGCUAGACGACCUGUUGAAGGCACAAGGUUUUACGUGUGUAGCAGAGGCAGUGGGUGCGGAUCAUCGAGCCACGCCUGAACAACCACAGACUCACAGCGAACGCUCACAUGAUCAUAACGCCUCACAUUCUGCAUUUACCACUGCUCAUUAAUGCCACAUUAUCUUGUACAUUACAUUGAUUUACAACUCUGGAACCACUCUGGAUUGUGUUUUUUUUUUUAGAAAUGAUGUGCCUUGUCAGUGAUAUAAAUGUAAAAAUGUCUCCAUUGAGUUAAAGGAAUAUAUGAAUUUCACGAUUUGUAACCGUGAAGGUCAUGUUAACCGUUCAAAUCACUAGUAAUGCAUUCGAUUUCAGCGGGUCAUUAAAAAGUAUUAAAAAGUCUUAAAUCAAUUUUCCUAAAAA